Molecule: messenger RNA, 2001 nt
Organism: Acytostelium subglobosum LB1
Lineage: Eukaryota; Evosea; Eumycetozoa; Acytosteliales; Acytosteliaceae
Exons: 3
Coding region: 1-2001 (666 amino acids)
Source: RefSeq, a predicted model, not a curated record
AUGGUUAGACAUGACGUCCAUUUAGAGAUCAGCGAGAGCACCAAGGGCAAGAAGCUCAGAGUAAAGAUAAAGAAGAUUAGACCAGCGCGAUUGCGACGCGACAAGAAUGGCCGAUAUAUCAUAAGUAAGAAGGGGAGAGUUUACAUCAAGUCUCGCAAGUCAGACUUGAAGUUGAUCAAGAAGCUGAUUGCAAAGGCAUCCAAUGCCAAAUCCAUACUGACACCAUCAACUUCAUCACACAUGACACCAACAGAAGGAGCAUACAUUAGAUCAAUACAGGACGCCAACUUUAGAGAAGCGCUGAUCAAGAAUGCGAGAGACUUGGAACAACAGACCAGGGCCAAGGUCGAUGCGAUCGUCAAGGAACAUGAGCGACCAGCGUCAGCACUGCCAGCACCAGAACAACUAUUACUCGAUGCAGCAAUACCAGCAGCAGCGCACGAGAUUGGUGAGCAUGGUAUCAAUGAAGGUGACCGCGUUGUCCAUGUGUUCCAGGAUGUGACACCACCUCAAUCAGAUGAUGAAGAAGAGAGCGAUUAUGAACAACCCGGCAGCUUUGACAGACUCUUCGAGAGACAGAACGCAACUCAUGGAUUGCUCGAGCAGACUCAUGCCAACCUCCUCGACAUCAAGCAAUCACUAAACAAGCGAUUCCAACAAGAUAUUGAGAAGCUCGAAAUCGAAGCGGCUGUAGAGCAGAAGAGGCAUGAGUUGGAAAUGGCAAGACAAGCAGCUCAACGUGAACGCGAUCAGAAUAACAUGAUGGCCAAACUCGACAAGCUACUAGCGGAGAGGAAGACAAUCAACAAACAAGAGUCACCUGACACAGCCAAGCUAGAAUAUAUCGAUGAACAGAUUGAACUCAUAGGACGCCAACUAGAUAAUGUUGAUGUCAAGAGAAUGCUGGAUGAGGCUGUUAGUGAACAACGAUUGGAGCGCGAGUUGGAGAGAGCAGAGAGAGAGAAACAAAAGACUGUUGAGAACAUGAAAGCACUAGAGGUCAUGGCAGCGGCUGCGGCGCCGAAACAGAAACAACCCAAGCCUUCACUACUCAAGAAGCCAUUGCCCAGCACGUUACCCAAGGCUGUUCCACCAGCGAGACCAUCGCCGGUGUUAGCUCCCGAAGUAACACUUCGUGAUGUUCCAAAGGUAAAGACAGAGCCAGAGGCAACAUCACCAUACAGCACUCCUCCACAAACCUCAACUACUACCACAACAACGACAACAACUAACAAGAGAUUAUCCAUCCCAGCAUCCAGUAUCAAGGCAAUCAAGGACGUACCCAAGGAGCUGACUCCAAAGGUGGAACCAAUCAUACAGAGAUACAUGGAUGGAGACGCGACCUUGACCAACCCAACAACACUCUACUAUCAGCUGGGCAAGGAGUUGAGGACAGCAACAAUCAGCCAAGAUGAGAGACGGGAUCUGCAGAGACAAUUAAAAGAUGAUGCGAUACAGGCGAAGCGAAUACAGGACAUGAAAUCAAUGCAACAAGUAUCAGCAUCAGUCGCACCUGAAGUGUUGGAUCUUAUCAAACAGUACUGGGCUGGUGACAUUGGAUCGAAACAGUUUGGUACACUAUUAAAGAAGGAGCUCAAAAAGGGCAGCGGUAAGGUUGAGGAUGGUGGACUGUAUGAUUACGAGAUUGAGAAGUUGAUGAUGCCGUACACCAAGUAUGGGUUUGAAGGAGUGAUCGCGUCUGAUCAAUUGGAUGAGCUGAAACCAAAGCAGCGAAUGUCAUUUAUUAUGAACUUGGACAACAGCCAUCAGCCUGGCAGUCACUGGGUCGCAUGUAACAUUGAUGCAAAGGGUGACAAGGCGAUCGAGUACUACGACUCGUUUGGUGAUGAUCCGAGCUCCGAUUUUAUGAAGAGGAUGAAGCAGUUGGUUGGAGAGAUCGACCCAGAUAGCCCCGCAUUUCAUCUGGAGUUCUGCAACGCUUGUGACCUCGUUGUUGAGUUUUCCGCCCUUGAGAAGGAGGUCAUCCAAAGGUGCCAUUGA